AUGGCUGGUACCUGUGAGGGGUGCAGGGAAGAGGCUCCCGACGAGCAGCUGCUCUUCUUGCCUUCCCCCUCGUCCCUGUUCUCUGCCUUCCCCUUCCUUGUUUCCUGCCCAAGGCCCGCCAUCUCUCGCCCUGGUUCCCUUUCCGUGGCUGCCCCCACCCCUGGGCCUGAAACUCUUCCUUCCUCCAUUUCUGCCUCCUGGCCCCUUCCAGUAUCAGCCAGGACCCCGUGUCUGCCAGAGGCCCCUGGGCCCCCUUCAGGCGGGAGCCUUCUCCGAGAACGGCCGGGCCCUUGUGCCUUCCCUCGCACCCGUGUCUGCCAGAGGAGGGAUCCGGUUUCACAGGCGCGGGUCCGACUCCAGCCCGAUCCCAGUCAGCUUGCCUGCAACGGGCCCCAGCUCCGAAGGAAGUUCUGGGGAGUUUCCACAGUCCUCCCUGAGGCUGUUCCAGGGCGCAGCCCAAAGGGGCAGAACCUCUCCCAGGAGGCCCGAGGCAGAACCUCAACUUCCAUAAAACACAGGGGGCGGCUGGGAAUACUUCCGAGCUCCAGCCAAACGCACCCAGGAUGUGUCAUCUUGGCUUCUGAGCCGGCAAACAUCAAGCAACUCAAGGAAGACCACACCUUGGAUUUCUACUUAAUAAAAGUUCUACUGUGGGGGCAGGGCAGCUGGGUGGCCCAGCGGAUGGAGCAGGAGGACCUGAGUUCAAAUCUAGCUCAGAAACUUAACCCUACCUAGCUGGGCAAGUCACUUAACCCUAAUUGCCUCAGGGGAAAAAAAGCUGCGAUGAAAUUCCCUAAAGUACAAAAUCCUCAUUAUUUUGUCACAAAUCACUCCAAACAUGUUAGAAACACUCUUUAUUAUUGUUAAUGGUUAUUUAUAGAAUACAAAAAAUUAGUAUUUCCACUUAAAAAAGUAACAAUUAUUAGUAAAGAAACACCCCUUGUGUUUGAGGAUGGGAAGGAGAGAAUAAAGAAAAAAGCAUCA
Molecule: messenger RNA, 984 nt
Organism: Antechinus flavipes (yellow-footed antechinus)
Lineage: Eukaryota; Metazoa; Chordata; Mammalia; Dasyuromorphia; Dasyuridae
Exons: 3
Coding region: 1-735 (244 amino acids)
Source: RefSeq, a predicted model, not a curated record